CUAGCGAGGACUAUACUGAACAAGUUUUUGGGUAGUGAGGAAGGUUUUGGUUAAGUUCUGUAUCUUGAGCGAGACUGCGGCCCCCUCAGAGUUCGUUCGAGUUCAUCUCUGAUGUUAUUUCCUUAUUACUGCUCUUUGAUUUCUACUCUUAGAUAGUCACUACAGCCUUGUAUUGUCUACUCGCUCGCUGUUUGCUUUCCGUAAGAAAGUUUUGUGUAAGGCAUAAACAACUUUUCCGUGCUGCUCUAAAUGUUAAAAUGUGUUUAUAGAAAAUGCAUGUUGAUUGUUUUUCUACCUUCGGGCUCAUAUGUGAUGUUAUUUCCCUAUUUCUCCCCUUUGCUUUCUGCCCUUAGACAAUCGUUGCAACCUUGUAUUGUAUCUCGGUGGCUGUUUGUUUUUUGUAACCAACUUUUGUGUACGGUUCAAAGUGUUGGAAUGUGUUUGUGAAUAAUGCAAUUGCUCCGCUUGACAACUUGCGUGAUUCUACAAUUGUUAUUUCUUACCUCUUUGAAUUAUGGCGCUAUGCAUGUUAAUGCAUGUCGAAUGAUCAGAAGAAGAGAAAAUAAUGUAAGAUUUCUUUUCCCUUUUUUCUCAAAAUGAUAUAUCUUCUUUCUGUCCUUGUUUGUCGGCGAAAGCACUUUCGAAAAAUUGUGAAUAGUUGAUGAGAGAGAAAAAUUUCUUGUGUUUUCUUUGUUGUUUUUGAUAAAAUAUCUCUUCGUUCUGAUCUAUGAAUCGUUUCAGAACAAUGCGAACGAAGCUUGUGAAAAUAUAUAAAUAAAGUUUUUUUCCAGUAUUGAUCCUUGUGUUGUUUUAAGAUAUAGAACGAUUGAUAUAUUUGGAUUUUCGGAAAACAUGUUGACUUCUAAUAUGGAAAGACUAGGAAGAGAAGUACGUCUUAGUCUAAAACGAUUAACUGUACAAAGCAGGACAGACAAACAACACACAGGUACAUUUACCACAAGAGAAGAAACAAUAAGGGGACAAGACGAACAGGGAGAACAAGAUGAACAACGUAAACAAGAUACACAAGAAAGACAUCAAUUAACACAAGCAUCACAAGAAGAAGGUUCAGCCAUGGAACGCCAACAUCGAGAUCGGUUUGCGGCAUUACGUGAACGAGUGCAACAGCGCUUACAACAACGAUCACAAUUACAAACAUGUUUUCUUCGAACACAGGCAACACAAAGCAACGAAAAUUGGGAUGAGCCAGAACCACAACAACCAGCAAGAAUAACUUCAAGCGAAAUUGAAGGACAAACAGGUGAUACAUAA
Molecule: messenger RNA, 1272 nt
Organism: Didymodactylos carnosus
Lineage: Eukaryota; Metazoa; Rotifera; Eurotatoria; Philodinida; Philodinidae
Source: the annotation of a GenBank genome assembly